This is a messenger RNA of Cooperia oncophora, 465 nucleotides long. NCBI's taxonomy places the organism in Eukaryota, Metazoa, Nematoda, Chromadorea, Rhabditida, Trichostrongylidae. The record is from the annotation of a GenBank genome assembly.
AUGUUUUUCUUGGCUGUUUUCGUCGGUAUCAUUAGCUUCUUCUUCAUCAGGUUAUGGAUUCAAAGAAGGAAACUACCGCCAGGUCCGCUUCCCUUGCCUUUCAUCGGCAAUGUGCAUCAACUCGCUUACAAACUGUUCAUCAAAAAGAAGAAUUUUGUCGAAGCUGUUCGGGACUGGGUUGAGGAAUACGGUCCCGUCCACACUUUUUGGUUUGGUCCCAUGGCGACCGUGAACAUCUGCGACUACUCCACAGCAGUGGAUGCAAUGGUGAAAAAAGGCUCAGCUUUUGCCAGCAGAAAUAAUCCUUAUCUAUUUGCUUUGACAAGAAAUGGGCGUGGAAUCAUCGUCACGAAUGGACCGCCUUGGUUGGAGCAACGCCGUUUUGCAUUGCACACUCUUCGGAACUUCGGUCUGGGGAGGAAUAUCAUUGAGGAGAGGAUCAUGUACGAAUUCGAAAUUGCGUGA